Thlaspi arvense is the source of this 363-nucleotide messenger RNA. The record is from the annotation of a GenBank genome assembly. NCBI's taxonomy places the organism in Eukaryota, Viridiplantae, Streptophyta, Magnoliopsida, Brassicales, Brassicaceae.
AUGGGGAAGUCGUAUCCGACUGUGAGUGAGGAGUACAAGAAGGCUGUUGAGAAAGCCAGGAGGAAGCUCAGAGGCUUAAUCGCCGAGAAGAACUGUGCUCCCUUGAUACUCCGUAUCGCAUGGCACUCAGCCGGUACUUAUGACGUGACCACCAAGACUGGAGGUCCGUUCGGGACAAUGAGGCACAAGGGGGAGCAAGGCCACGCCGCUAACAACGGCCUUGAGAUCGCUGUCAGACUCCUUGAGCCAUCAAGGAACAGUUCCCUAUUCUCAGUUACGCCGAUUUCUAUCAGUUGGCUGGAGUUGUUGCCGUUGAAGUUACUGGAGGCCCUGAGAUCCCAUUCCAUCCAGGAAGGGAGGUGA